Labrus bergylta (ballan wrasse) is the source of this 5529-nucleotide messenger RNA. The record is from RefSeq and is a predicted model, not a curated record. NCBI's taxonomy places the organism in Eukaryota, Metazoa, Chordata, Actinopteri, Labriformes, Labridae.
GGCAGCAGAGGGAGAAAAAAGGCUUAAUUAAUUCAGGCUGGAUGGGAGGGAUGUUGCUGCCGUCCCUGCUGAGCCUCCAGUGCCUCUGCUGUCGUGCUGCAGGAAGCCUCGUUGUGUGUGUAAGUGUGUGAGCUCAGAGAGACGACACCACUCCUGCUUUCUGCUUUCUGUUUACCGGGAACCAGACACCGGUCAGCCCGGGAUCGGAGCCCCCUCUAUCUCCCUCUCUCUGCCUGAUCGGGUCUUCACUCUGAAACAGGGAUGUUACAUGGAGACCAGCAGUGAGCAGAGGUCAGAGACAGAGUUUUUGCUGAGAAACCUUGUGCCAACCUCAACAUAGUUUGCCAAACACUCUUUGAAACCUUUAUUUUUCUGGCAUUUAAAGUGACGAUUUGGAUAUUUGAGGAACCUCAGCAGCCUUCAGGACCCGCUGCUUUAAGAUAAAAACUUGAAAACCUGACUGAAUAUCACCAGCGCUCCAUGCGGCCUCAGCUUCUUCAACUCUCCGCCUCCUGUUUGCCCUCAAAGUGAAUCAGAGAUGACGUCCCAAAAGCUCUUCCUCUUAGUUUUAUUUCUCAACCUGACUCAAGGAUAACCGUCAAUCCCCAAAGAGGCAUUCAAGGACGUCAAACUCACUGACACAGAGGAGCCCCCCCCCCCUCCUCCACCCCCGGCUUCAGGCAGCAUGGGAGACGGGAGCUGGGUCUGCCUGAGUCCUGCUGAGUUCGGACAGCUGCAGAAAUACAGCGAGUACUCCACAAAGAAGCUGAAGGAUAUGCUGGAGGAGUUUCAUGGUGAAGGAGUCCUCUGCAAAUACAACCCCGAGCAGCCCAUUGACUAUGAAGGCUUCCAGCUCUUCAUGGCCACAUACCUGGAGAACGACAUCCCAGAGGAGCUGUGUCAGCACCUCUUCACCUCCUUCAAGAGCAAGACGGGAGGCUGCUCCCCCGAGCCGUCACGAGCAGGAACAAGCUUACUGGGGAUGAACGGGAAGAGCAUCCUCUCAGCGAUGGGUCGACACACACCUGAGCACUCCAGCGUGAUGUGCGCAGCCGGCUCAGGAGCCACCACCUCCCCGUGCUCAUCCCGCUCCUCCUCGCAGCGUUCAGGGACGGGGGCCCUCACACCCGGAGGGCCCCACAGGUCACCAGGCUACAACCAAGUGAAAACAUCAGAAGGCUGCAGCAAUGCGCUCACCCCCAACGCUGGUCCUGCAAGGUCACCGGUGUCCCCAAAACUUUCUCCAGAUAGGAGUCACUCAGAGAAACAUUUGUCGCUGCGGAGGAGCCCGUCGCCCCAGAAAGGCUCCCCCCUGCCGUCGCCCCAGGUGGUCUUUCUCAAGGACAUCGUCUGCUACCUCUCCCUGCUGGAGAGGGGGACACCUGAGGACAAGUUGGAGUUUAUGUUCCGGCUGUACGACACAGACGGCAACGGGGUCCUGGACAGCUCGGAGCUGGAUCGAAUCAUCAACCAGAUGGUGCAUGUGGCCGAGUAUCUGGAGUGGGAUUCGACAGAACUGAGACCGAUCCUGAAGGAGAUGAUGGAGGAGAUCGACUAUGACAGAGACGGGACGGUCACACUGGAGGAGUGGAUCAGAGGAGGCCUCACGACCAUCCCUCUGCUGGUCCUGCUGGGCAUGGACACGAACGUACAGGAAGACGGGCAGCACGUGUGGCGUCUGAAGCACUUCAACAAACCAGCCUACUGUAACUACUGCCACACCAUGCUGCUGGGAGUCCGCAAGCAGGGCCUCUGCUGCUCCACGUGCAAGUACACGGUGCACGAACGCUGUGUGUCCAAAGACAUCGCCGCCUGCAUCAGCACCUACGCCAAGUCACGCAGGCACACCAACGCUAUGCAGCACAUCUGGAUGGAGGGGAACUCUCCAACAAAGUGCGACCGCUGUCACCGAAGCAUCAAGUGUUACCAGGGCCUGACGGGGCUGCACUGUGUGUGGUGUCAGAUCACUCUUCAUAAUAAAUGUGCAUCCAACGUGAAGCCCGAAUGUGAUGGAGGAGCUCUGAGGGACCACACUCUGCUGCCCUCGUACAUCUGCCCAGUCGUCUUGGACCGUCACUCUGUGGUUAAACGAGGAGAGGGGGAGUCUCCGCCCAGCACCAGCCCAGACGACAUCAACCAGACCUUUAAAUUCUCCCCUGGAGAUGGACAAGCACUGCAGAUCACUCCUCUCCCAGGAUCUCACCCGCUCCUGGUUCUGGUCAACCCAAAGAGUGGAGGGAGACAGGGGGAGAGGGUGCUGAGGAAGUUCAGGUACCUGCUUAACCCCAGACAGGUGUACAGUUUGGAGCAAGGGGGACCAAUGAUGGGGCUCAACUUCUUCCACGACGUCCCUGAUUUCCGGGUGCUCGCCUGUGGAGGAGACGGCACAGUAGGCUGGAUCCUGGACUGUAUAGAUAAAGCUAACUUUGCCAAGCAUCCUCCGGUGGCCAUUCUCCCUCUGGGCACAGGGAACGACCUCGCUCGCUGCUUACGCUGGGGAGGAGGUUAUGAGGGCGGCAGCUUGCUGAAGUUCCUCCGGGACAUCGAGCACAGCACGGAGGUGGCUCUGGACCGCUGGAACAUCGACAUCGUCCCUGAUGACAAGGAGGAGAAGGGAGACCCCGUCCCCUACAGCAUCGUCAACAACUACUUCUCCAUCGGAGUGGACGCCUCCAUUGCCCAUCGCUUUCACCUGAUGAGAGAAAAGCACCCUGAGAAGUUCAACAGCAGGAUGAAGAACAAGCUGUGGUACUUUGAGUUUGGCACCACUGAGACCAUCUCGGCCACCUGCAAGAAGCUCAAUGAAUGCAUAGAGGUGGAGUGUGACGGCAUCAUCUUAGACCUCAGUAACACCUCCUUAGAAGGCAUCGCAGUCCUAAACAUUCCCAGCAUGCACGGCGGCUCCAACCUGUGGGGCGAGUCGAAGAAGAGGAGGAACUACAACCGCAUGAGCAAGAAGGUUCCUUACACGAUGCCCUCGAGCACCGUCACCGACGCUAAGGAGCUCAAGUUUUGCAUGCAAGACCUCAGUGACCAGCUGCUGGAGGUGGUCGGCCUUGAAGGUGCGAUAGAAAUGGGUCAGAUCUACACCGGACUGAAGAGUGCGGGACGCAGACUGGCUCAGUGUGCCAACGUCACCAUCAGGACGUCCCGCCGGCUGCCCAUGCAGAUUGACGGGGAGCCCUGGAUGCAGCCCCCCUGCACGAUCAGGAUCACACACAAGAACCAGGUCCCUAUUUUGCUUGGCCCACCCCAGAAGACGCCGUUCUUUUUCUUCAAGAGACGCAACCGGAGCCGCGACUAGGACACGAGUAUACAUACGCAAAACCAAACAUGAACAGUUCAUAUUCAUGCACAUUUAAAUGCCACCAACUGUAUAGGCAGCUCCAUCGGACGACUGGUACACGGUUCCCUGAAUGGAGAUGGAAAGUGGGAAGUUAAACAACGGGAUCACAAGUGGAACGUUCCUUCAAUCAGGACGCCUACAGACUAUUUAUUCUCAAAGGACGGCGCCCAAAGUGACAGGACUCUAAACCUACAGUACCAUCGUUCCCUGUGUAACCAUCAUCCUCUAGUCUCCUCUAGUCUCGUCUCCAUACAAUGCCCAGCCAUGGAUUCAGUCUCAGCCACUUGUAACGCCAAGCCGCACCAUGUCCAAACUACUCAGCCAUAGGCCAGUACUGCACUGCCCGCGUAAUCCAACUUGGGCUGCUGGGAUUCCCUCACAGCCCCGUGAAUGAAGUGGAGGAAGUCAUGGUGGGGGGGGGGUUAAACAAGUAGGUUGAAUGAAGAAUGAGGAAAAGCUCCAACACACUAUGGUGGAAAAUAGAACAGUGGUGUGGUGUGGCAGUAGUCAUGGUUGUUUACAAGACUACAGAGAGUAAAUAAAGUAAGAUCCACCUCCUCUUUAAAACACCUGUAUGAAUAAUGGAUCAGUGGUUGCUUGUAAGAGCACUCGCUGCAGUUCUCCCCGAAGACUUAGAGCACGGUACGGCCGAGAAUGAGAGUGGAGGAAAGAGUGUAAUCAAUUAUUGAGUUACUUUGUUUGUGGGUUGACGGCAGUGGGGCGUAACAGUGGCCUGGAAUCGUUGGAACAUGCAGGGAGGUUAGCCCCUUAGCAUCACUGGCCUAUAAAAGUGGAUCCUGUACAGACCGGAUCAGCAGGCGGAGGAAGUGUCUGGUCCACAAGUGCAGUUACCACCACAACAGUCUAGCUUGAAAGAAUAGAUUGGAAACAUGUGUAGUUCAUCUUUUUUUCCCUUCUUCAACAACUCAUUCCUCCUCUGAACAUGGACUCAAAAUGUUUAGUAAAGGGUCUAGAAUGUUUCAGACCAGAAGCAAAGCAAGUUUUCCAUGCAUGGCGAUCAAAGUCGACGCAAGAAAGUUUAGAGAUAUAAACUCCCGUCAUUCGCUUGUUUGGACCAGUUAAAUGAGUGCAUGUAUCAUAGUUGAUAUCCCAACCUGCAUCAAAAAUGGACAGUCCAAACCCCUCCCCAAAAAAUCUAAGUUUCUGAUGGGGGUUGGUUUAUCUUUUAAAUGCAACAAUGCAAAACUGUAAGGCACUACAAGACUAAAACAAAGCCCUGAAAGCUGGUGUCUAUUUGUCAUAAACGUUGAUUUAAAGGUCACAUAUUAUGUGAGUCGCAAGACAUUCUUGUACCAAUCAAACCGAACCUGUUAAAGUCAACACAAAAUGUGAAGAGAUUCUAAAUUCUGUUAUAGGCCUUUUCGUUGGGCUUGUAUGAGUUGAAUUUAUUUUUAAACUCAAGCGAGAUGGUGCUGAUGCUGCAUCAGAAGAGCAUUUCAGGGUCGAUGUUCUCCAAAUGUUCCAAACUUCCAACAGAGAUGGAUCCAAACUCCAUUGAAAAUCAAAGUUCAGAGGUUGUUAGUUUGUCUUGUCCUGCUCGCUAACGGUUAGAGCAAACACAUGAGGUAACAAAAAGCUAAAAGUUGUAAAGAAAUUCUUGUACUUAGCCAAGCCUGCCCGAACUAACAGUCACCAAGCUGGCUCUGGAGAAGGGGUAGAAUUUAAACAAGCUUUGUGCGGAUCCUGAUGACCCCAGACACAAGGGCUAUGUUAGCAGGUUUUAUCUUUGUUUAAUAAAUAUGUAAGGGUAACGCAGUGGGAAAUCUAGCCUCGCUUCUGGUCCGAGUUAAGCUUAACACUACCAUUCAAAUUGAAUCUACAACAGCUCCAGUGAACUGUGUGCCAACGGAUGCUUCUACUGGGUCAAGGAUUGAAAUAAAUCCCCUCAAGGGUAUAUCAUCAUGCCCCUGGGGGUUUAUUUACCACAGGAUUGACCAGGGGAGGGGGGGGCCUAAAUUUAUCCCUCUAUUUCAGGGAUGGUGUAUCUCUGCUCCAGUGAAACCCUACGCCUAAUUACCGUGUCAAACAUCAGCUCACAAUGUCAAGUUUGCUGUCACAGUGCAAAUCCCACAGCCUGCCCUGCCUGCACAGCACUGCUGGGUGGCUUUAACGCAUUCAUGGUUUGUUUAACCGAGCCAAAUAAAGACGGGCUGGAAAUAGAG